AUGGGGAGCCCUUCGUCUCCUAACCUUUAUGCAUGCAUGCGCAGAUCCUCUGUGGGUCUUGCUGCUGCUGCUGUUCUUAUUGCUGCUCUUUCUGGGACGCAGCAGCAUGCAGAGGCCGGGCCGGCGGGGGCCCUCUUGGGUUCUCUGCAAGCAGGUCCUUUCUUCCUCCGCUCCCCCUCCCAGCAGCAACAGCAGGACCAGCAACAGGAGCAGCAGCAGGAAGGAUCCGCUGCUGCAGGUGGUACAGCAGCAACAGGAGCAGCAGGGAGAGGGCUUAAGUUCCCGCUGCUGCAGUCUGUAUUCAGCAGCAGCACAUCUCCGUUAGGGUUUAUUGCUAAUGCUAUUGAAGGUGACGCAUCUAACAAGAGAGACACUCCUGCUGCUGCUGCUGCUGCUGUCCUUAGUGGCCUUUCUGCCGACCCUCCGCUGCUGUGGCCGCAACAGCAGCAGCACAAGGAACAGCAGCAGGAACUGCAGCAGGAGCUGCAGCAGGUACAACAGCAGGCACCGGAGCAAGAACAGCGAGAGCCCCAGCAGCAGCAGCAACAACAGCAGCAGCAGCAGCAGGAGACAGAGACGGAGCUGGUGAACCCUCACCAACAACAGCUACUCGAGCAGGUGCUGCUGCGUCCUGCUGCAGAGGAAAUGCUGCAGCAGCAGACUGCACCAAACGCAAGUGCAGCAACACCAACUGCAGCUGCAGCAACUGCAUCAGCAGCAAUUGCAACAGCAGCAACCCAACCCGUCCCGGUUCUCUCGGGUGCUCCGCUGCAGCAGGUACAGCAGGUAGACGCGCAGCAGCAGCAGCCACUGCAGCAAAACCAGCCACUGCAGCAACACCAGCCACUGCAGCAACAGGCACUGCAACAGCAGCCAGUCCAGCAGCAGCCACUGCAGCAACAGCCACUGCAACAGCAGCCAGUCCAGCAGCAGCCACUGCAGCAACAGGCACUGCAACAGCAGCCAGUCCAGCAACAGCCACUGCAGCAACAGGCACUGCAGCAGCAGCCAGUCAAGCAGCAGCCACUGCCACUGCUGCAGCAGCCACUGCUGCAGCAGCCUCUGCUGCAGCAGCCACUGCUGCAGCAGCCACUGCCGCUGCAGCCACAGCCGCUGCUGCAGGAGAACCUGCUUUGGCAACAACUGACCUCAAUGCAGCAGCAAACGCAGCAGCAACAGCAACUGCAGCAGCAGGUGCUGCAGCAGCAGCCAUUUGGUUUAGCAGGAGAUGCUGCUGCUGCACCCGCUACAGCGACAACAGAUCCAACAGCAGCGGCAGCAGCCGCAACAGCAACAACAGCAGCAAUAGCUGCAGCUGCAACCCCACAGCAGCAAGAUGGGCACCAGGAACACCUGCUGCAAGAGCAACACAUGCAGCAGGAGAUCGUAGUGCAGCAGCAAGGAGAGCAGCAGCAGCAACACCAACAGCCACAGGGUCCGCUGCAACUUGAGCAGCACUUGCAUGAGCAUCAGCAAGUAGAGAAACAACAGCAACAGCAGCAGCUGGAGCAGCAUCAGCAACAGCAGCAGCUAGAGCAGCAAGAGCAACAGCAGCAGCAGCAGCAUCAGGUAGAGCAGCAGCUGCUGCCAAACGCACAGCAGGCAGCCUCACUGCAGCAAGAACUGCUGCAGGACGUCCCAGAGAUACCAAUAGAGCAGCUGCGGCCGCAGCAGCAGCACCAGCAGCAGGAGCAGCAAGCGCAGCAGCAGCAGGAACAGCAGCAGCAGGAGCAACAUGAACAUUUGCUGCACCAGACGCCGCUGCAGCAAGAAUACUUGCCGCUGCAGCAGCAGCAAGGUCAGCAGCAGCUGCUGCCGCCGCCGACACAGGAGACAGCACAGGAACAUCCUGUACAGCAAGCACCACUGCAACAAGAGCAACUGCAGCAGCAAAAGCUGCAGCAGCAGCAACAACAGCAGCAGCAGGCGAGUCAAUCAAACACAUUGCACCACGAACUGCAGCAGGAACUGCUCCCCUCCGACCUGCUGCAGCAGCAAGGCCAGCAGCAGCCAGUGCAACAGCAACAGCUGCAGCAACAACCGCUGCAGCAACAACCGCUGCAGCAACAACCGCUGCAGCAGCAAGUGGUGCAGCAACAACCGCUGCAGCAACAACCGCUGCAGCAACAACCGCUGCAGCAGCAAGUGGUGCAGCAACAACCGCUGCAGCAACAACCGCUGCAGCAGCAAGUGGUGCAGGAACAACCGCUGCAGCAGCAAGUGGUGCAGGAACAACCGUUGCAGCAGCAAGUGGUGCAGGAACAACCGCUGCAGCAGCAAGUGGUGCAGGAACAACCGCUGCAGCAGCAAGUGGUGCAGGAACAACCACAGCAGCAACAGCCGCUGCAGCAGCAACCGCUGCAGGAGCAGCAGGCGUUGCAGCAAUCGCCGUUGCAGCAACAGCCGUUGCAGCAGCUGCUUCUAGAGCAACCGUUGCAGCAACCGCCGCUGCAGCAGCAACCGUUAGAGCAGCAGCAGCCGCUACAGCAGCAGCAGCCGCUACAGCAGCAGCGGCCGCUACAGCAGCAGUCACUACAGCAGCAGCAGCCACUACAGCAGCAAGUCUUAGCGCAGCAUCAACUGUUAGAGCAGCAGCAACCGUUAGAGCAGCAGCAGCCGUUGCAGCAGCAGCAGCUACAACAAGAGACGCUACAGCAGCAACCGUUACAACAGCAGCAGUCGUUGCAGCAGCAGCAGCUACAGCAGCAACCGUUAGAGCAGCAGCAGCUGUUGCAGCAGCAGCCGCUACAGCAGCAACCGUUAGAGCAGCAGCAGCCGCUACAGCAGCAACCGUUAGAGCAGCAGCAGCUGUUGCAGCAGCAGCCCCUACAGCACCAGCCUCUACAGCAGCAGCCGCUCCAGCAGAUGCAGCUGCAGCAGCCGCUGCAAGAGCAACUGGUGCAGCAGCAGCCGCUGCAGCAGCCACCAGUGCACCAGCAAGUACAGCAGCAGCAACCGCUGCAGCAGCAGCCACUGCAACAUCAACAGCAGCACCAGCAAGUUCAGCAGGAACAGCCUCCGCAGCAGCAGGUGCAGCAGGAGCAGCAACAGCAGCAAACCCUGCCAUUGCAACCCCUACAACAGCAGCCGUUGCAGCAGCAAUCGUUGCAGCAGCAGCCAUUGCAACAGCAACUGCAGCAGCAGCAGCCACUACACCAGCCACUGCAGCAGCAACUGCAGCAAACGCUGCACCAGCAGCAGCAACCAAUGCAACAGCAGGAGCCACUCCUGCAGCAGCAGCCACUGCAGCAGCAGGAGCCACUUCUGCAGCAGCAGCCACUGCAGCAGCAGCAGCCCCUGCAGCAGCAGCCACUGCAGCAGCAGCAGCCACUGCAGCAGUCAUUGAAGCAGCCGCUGCAGCAACCACUGCAGCAGCAGCAGCAAUUGCAGCAGCAAUUGCAGCAGCAAUUGCAGCAGCAAUUGCAGCAGCAAUUGCAGCAGCAAUUGCAGCAGCCAUUACAACAGCCAUUACAACAACCAUUGCAGCAGCCAUUGCAACAGCCGUUGCAACAGCCACUGCAGCAGCAACUGCAGCAGCAACUGCAGCAGCAGCCACACUACUCUACCGAAGCGGCGUUACAGCAGCAGCUGCAGCAGCUGCAGGAGCAGCAGCGCUUGAUUGCGGAGCAGCAACAACAGCUGCAGAUGCUGCAGCAGCAGCAGUCACUGCAGCAGCAGCAGCUGCCGUUUCCUCCGGAGCAGCAUGGAGGUAUACCGCCGCUGCUGGAUAAUUCCUAUCUUCAGCAGCAGCAGCAGCAGCAACUGCAGCAGCAACAGCAGCAGCAGCUGAAGGGUCCUGAAAGUGUCUUCGAUGAAGCUCCUGAGGCCUUGUCUUCUUACCUAGAAAUGGCCCCCCUUAAGAAUGUCCCUUUGCAUGCAACUGGUGCGCUGCAGCAGCAGCAGCAGCCGCAGCAGCAGCCGCAGCCGAUUACACCUGAAGCAUUAUCUGCAGCAGCAGAAUGGCAUUCGCAGCAGCAGGAGCAGCAAGGUUACCCGCUGCAGCACGUGCUGCAGCAGCAGCUGGUGCAGCAGCACCUUACUCGAUCAGGUAUGGAUAUAGCACCUCCUACGAUGCCUCCUCUACCAUCCCCUGAGGCAGCAGCAGCAGCAGAUGCAGCAGCAGCAGCAGCAGCAGGGGGAGGUGAAGGCCCCGGAGGUUUAUUAAGGAGGCCCCUAGCAGCAAUAGAAAAUACAGUUAAUCAAUUGGGGCCCCUAGUGGGUAUACCAUUAGGGGGCCCCUCUGCUGAUUCAGCAGUAAGAAGUACAGAAUCCGUUGGUGGGGCUACCUCUCUCUUAGGGGGGGCCCCCUCCCUCCUAGGAACAACCUCUUUGUUGGGGGCCCCACUUUCAGGGGCCCCAAUGGGGGGCCCCCUUGCAGGAUUAGCUGCAGGGGAAUUACUUUCUGCACCUAAUAUAAUAAAUGGUGCAACAAACUUUGCUGCAGCAACAGGAAAGUUAGCAGAGGCAGGAAAUAAUAUAAUGAAUUCUCUUCCUAUGGAGGAAAUCAUGGAGGCAGCAAAGAAUGUACAAAAAGAAGGAAUAAAAACGCAUGCAGGCAUAGAUAUUGAUGAUCCUAGAAUGAAGCCAGCAGUCCGUUGUGCUGGUGCGGGUAUGACGUGCUGUGUACCUGAGGCAGCAGCACCAAAAGAUUGGCGACAAAAACCCCCAACAUUGAAUAAUAUGCCUGAGACACAAAAGCAUUGCAGGGCACACUUUGUACCUAUGCAGAAUGCUUUAUGUGCUACUACUACCUAUGAAGUAAUACAAUUCUUCUUAAGGGGUCGUGACACUUGUGGUCUAAGUAAGACGGAGACUCAUGAGUAUGAUGUUUAUCGUCAUACAAUGACGAUGCGUCAUCGUGGGCAGAAGGCAAUAUGCGAGUGCCGUCGUCAUAAGACGCAAGCAGCAGCAGCAGCAGCAGCAGCAGGAGCAGGAGGAGGAGGAGGAGGAGAGGAUUAUAUAAAUGAUGGAGAAAAAGGACCUAUUGAGGGUUUUGCUGCAUGGGAGGUAACAAAGAAACAAAAACAAGAAAAAAAGGAAAUAGAAGGAAAUAACGCAAAGAUGGCGCAAGGGUUAGGUGCAACAUUAAAGAUAGCACAAUUAUUAAGAGAUAAGGCACCAGAGGCGCAGCAGCUGCUGCUGCAGCUGCAGCAGCAGCAGAAUCCAGCUGCAGCAGCAGCAGCAGCAGCAGCAAAUGCUGCAGCAGCAGCAAAUCAAGCGGCUCCAACCCUUGCUGCUGCACAACUAGCACAAGCUGCUGUCUAUCCUGCUGCUGCUGCUGCAGGCAUGCAGCAGCAGAUACCAUUAUCUGCUGCACAAGGAUUCACUGCAGCAGCACCAACACCUGCUGCAGCAUUAGUAGCACCUGCUGCAGCAUUAGCAGCACCUGCACCAGCAUUAGCAGCACCUGCUCCAGUAUUAGCUGCACCCGCAGCAGCAACAAUACCCGCAGCAGCAGCAAUACCUGCAGCAGCAGCAAUACCUGCAGCAGCACCAAUACCUGCAGCAGCACCAAUACCUGCGGCAGCAGCAAUACCCGCAGCAGCAGCAGCAGCAGCACCUUUAUCAUCUCGCGCGCUGCUGCCACAAGGAGUUGUCUUUGGUGCAUCUGCAGCAGAAGCAGCACCAGAAGGAACUCAUGCUGCACUGCAGCAGCAGCAGCAAGACCUGGCCCAGCAGCAGCUGCUGCAGCAACAACUUGUUAGUCAGCAAUUGAUGCAACAGCAUCUGCUGCAGCAGCAACUCCAACAGCAGCAGCAGCAGCAGCAGUUCUCUCCUGCUGCACCCAGCGCCACAAGCAUUCGCGCCCUUUCGCUGCCGCAGCAGCAAACCAACUUUCUGCAGCAGCAAGACUUGCUGCAGCAACCGGAUUUGCUGCAGCAACAGGAUUUGCUGCAGCAGCAGAGCUUGCUGCCACAGCAGGACUUGCUACAACAGCAGCCAAUCCCCGAGCAGCCACUCUCUCCUCUACCCCAGCAGCAGUUGCUGCAGCAGCAGCCAGUCCCCCAGCAACAGCUGAUGCAGCAGCAGCCACUCCCUCACCAACAAUUCGCUGACCCUCAGCUGCAGCAGCAGCAGCAGCAGCAACAGCAGCAGCCGCACCGGUACCACAUGUUUACGAAUGCGCAGCAGGCAGAGCAGCAUCUGCAGCAACUAUCGCUGCAGCAGCAGCUUCCUCAACAAAAUAUAGCAUCUCUAUCCCAGCAGCAGCCUAUGUUGCAGCAACAGCAGCAGCAGCAACAGCCCGUGCUGCAGCAGCAGCAGCAAUCUCUUUUACCUCUUCUUGGUAGUCUGAGCCCUUCUCAGGCAACAGACGUAGCAUCACGUGCUGCUGCUGCAGUAGGUGCCUUUAUCCGCAGCGGCAGCGGCAGCAGCAGCAGCAGCAGCAGCAGCAAGAAAGAUAUUGAUUGGGUAGAUAGGAUAGCAGAUAAGUUGCUGCAAGAAGGAAAUAAAACACCAGCAGGUGCAGCAGUUAAUAGAGCCUUUGAUGACUUCCUCUCUGUUGCUCAGCGGGCAUAA
This is a messenger RNA of Eimeria maxima, 6519 nucleotides long. RefSeq lists its product as hypothetical. NCBI's taxonomy places the organism in Eukaryota, Apicomplexa, Conoidasida, Eucoccidiorida, Eimeriidae. The transcript is spliced from 4 exons. Bases 1 to 6519 code for a protein of 2172 amino acids. The record is from RefSeq and is a predicted model, not a curated record.